UAUUAGAUUAAUUAUCACGAGAAGAAUUAAAAUUGAUCAAAUAGAAAAUAUGAGAAGAAUAAACAAUUAGAUGAAUCAUCGGAUUACAUUUCCAUUAAAGAGAAAUGUUAUUUUCGAUCAGCUGAUUUUCGCUUUGUUUUUCUUUCUCUUUCCUUGUUUACCAUUUAUUUUGUUUUCUUUUUGUUUAUCUCUUGAAAUUCAAUUUACUUGGUUUGUGAAAUUUUCUUUUUAAUUAACAAUUAACUCAUUUGUUAUUCUCACCUUGAUCACAUCAUCAUCUCUAAUUGUGCCUUUGUCAUGUCAAUUUGUGCCUCUCCUAAUCUAAAUCAGUUAAUCUAAUCCAUUGAAUUUGUCAUUUUCUCAAUAGAAAAUCAAAAUUUUUCUAUCAAUUGUAAUUCUUUUCAUUAUGGUUUAUUAUAGAUCUUUAUUAACCAGCUGAUUAAUAUUAAUUGUAACACUUUCUUUAAUUGUUCUGCAACCAUUGGUUUACUGUUUUAUUGGAGAUUCUAAUUUGAUUGUUAAAAAGACAAACAGACAAUUACACUCACUUGGAUCUCGACGCUUUAUUUUCCCUAUAUAAAAGGCCUAUGGUUUGUUUGUGAUUCUCUGGAUGAAUCAUGACUCAAGUCAAAUCAAUUUCAUCAAUUACACUAAUUAAGAAGAAACUUAACGAUUUUAAUGAAGCCAUUGAAUCGACAAUCAAUAUACUGGAUGAACAUUCUCGAAAAUUUGAGAAGAUUGAUAUUGUUGGAGAUGCUCGAUUAUUACGAAAGGAAACAUUUAAAAGUAGUAAUACUAUGAAAAAAUUGGACAUUCUGCUUAAAGAUCUACAAAAUUUUGAAUCCACUUGGAUCGAUUUACCUGAGGCUGGACAUCUUUACAACGAGGUUCAAAUGCUUAAAUUAAGAGUUUCACAUUCGAAAGAAUCUUUUGCCAAUCUAAUUGAUCGUAAAGUGAUCAUAAAUACUGCACCAAAUGACUUAAAUACUGAAGAAACUCCUGUUAUAUCUGACAAUCAAUCGGAACAAUUAAUGCUACAACAUGAGCUAAUUGAAGAUAUAAAAAACAAGAAGCGGAUCUGUGACUCGUAUUUACAAUUACAAAGAGACAUUCGUGAUCUCGAUGAAACCAUGAGAACUUUUGCUAAUUUGGUUACGGAACAAGAUGAAACCAUUGACAAUAUCGAGGCAAACAUUGAAACUGCUCUGGUCAGCAUGGCUCAGGGAACAAGAGAUUUGUCCAAGGCUGCGAAACUUAAAAGGGCAUUUGUCCCUGUAACGAGUGCGGUUGUCGCAGGAUGUGUCGGUGGUCCUGUCGGAGCGAUAAUGGGUCUAAAAGUGGGCAUCCUAGCGGCCAUCGGGUCGGCUGCAGUGGGCUAUGGAGGAGGAAAGCUAAUCCAAAAAGUUAAUUCAAAGACAAUUUCUGAAGCGGAUUCUUGUUUAGCUGAAUCCGAUUCUGUUGUUGAAAGUGUUAACAGCAAGAGAAUUGAAUCAAAUGACAGAAAACAGAAAUAAAUUGACUCUAUUUAUGUUCCUUGUGAUUAAUUCUCUAUCUAAACACUUAAUCAUGUUGUUUAAUUUCACAGUUUCAAUUGUUAUUAACGUUAAUUUAAAAUCAAUUGUAUCCAUUCAAUUUAAAGAAGAAAAAAACAAUUAUUUUCCAUAAUAACAAUUUCAUAAAAUUAG
Molecule: messenger RNA, 1685 nt
Organism: Panonychus citri (citrus red mite)
Lineage: Eukaryota; Metazoa; Arthropoda; Arachnida; Trombidiformes; Tetranychidae
Gene: Syx17
Product: syntaxin-17-like
Exons: 4
Coding region: 618-1514 (298 amino acids)
Biological process (GO): vesicle-mediated transport; vesicle fusion; intracellular protein transport
Cellular component (GO): membrane; SNARE complex; endomembrane system
Molecular function (GO): SNARE binding; SNAP receptor activity
Source: RefSeq, a predicted model, not a curated record